CCGCAUUUUUCAAUUACCUAUUAUUUGACAAUAUUAUUUCAAACUUAUUUCUAUGAUCUAACAACAGAGUUGCUUUGGAAGCCCAACUGUAAAUUGUUUUUCUAAAUGUAUCAUUUUACGUUUUGGUAUGAGCAUCAAAGAUCGCCUAAAAACGGCAUAUGAAAACGUUGCUCUGAAUGGAGAUACAACUUGGACAGACUCGACCAAUACAUUUCAGGAAGCGAACAAGAAACUUUUCAGUAGAGAACAACAACUCAAAAAUAUUAGAAUUAUAGAAGAAAGGCCUAGGACAGUUAAAGAUUCAAUACCCCACAGUAAAUUAGCAACGUAUGACGAUUACGAAUACAAUGAAGCUAGAGAAUUGUGCUACACAAGAUGCAUACAGAAAACUCAGAUCGAAUUCCUCUCUAAAGAAACCUCGAGAGAUGCUCAGGAGGAACCUUGGCUAUUACCAGAUGUUGAUACGUUGUUUAUAUGGUUUAUAUGUUGUCAAAAUCAAAAAAGAAAUGACUGCGGCGCUUUCGAGUACUGUAACCAACAUGGCAUGCGACACCAUAAGCCAAUGGAGGAACAAGAUAUUCACGUAGUGUCACCUCUGCUAAACGCUGUUGGUUUUCAGGAAAAAAAACUCAAAAUGGCUGUAAUAUCAGAUAAAGUAAAAAUAAUUUGGAAUACUCAAAAGGACGAUUUACGUCAACGAUGUAUAGCAUUCGCCAGAGACAUAGAUUUAACUUUAAGCAAGUUGCCCAGUUUACAAUUUUACAACGGCCCUUACGAUCCGAGAGGUCAGGGACCUUUUUUAGACGAGGUAUCAGAGUCGGCCAUCGAAUUCGAUCAUUUGAAGGAUCUGGCGACCUCGUUCAAGCAACAGAACGGCUGGAUGAGCAAGAGCCAAGUCACUAUCCAGGAGCUGGACCCGGAACCGAUCGAACCGAAGAUCGAGGAACCCUAUGUGGAAGACAUCAAAGCUGAUGAACCCGUAUGCCCCAAAAGGUUAUAUUCGGCCGUACUGCAGGGACUCACGUCAACAGAACUGGCGAAAAAAGAUUCCAGCAGUCCACCGAAAGCCGUACCCAAGCUAGACACUCCGAGUUCGUUGAACAUGAUCUUUCCGAAAUUCUCAGUGUGCUGCGCGUCUUCGGUCGUUUCGACCGUGACCGAUUUCGGCGGUUCUCCAAGCCAUCAGCAGAAUCAAGAGGAACAGAAUCAAGUGAUCAAAACCGAAAUGAGAAUUCAGAAAAACACCUCCAUCCAGACGAACGUGAAGAUUCUUCCGAAGGCCAAGAGCGUCGAGACGACGCCACCUGCGAAGACGACUAACGUCGUCAGGGAAACAUUGCAGCAAAACAGCGAAGACUUUAGGAGUCCGAAUGCCGUCAGUUUUCCUUUGAUCGCGCAAUCAUCUUACAUGAAUAAUUACAGCUAUCAGUUUAACGCUUCCCAUUACUCGAACACGUAUCAGAAUAGUUGCGGUUGUACGAACACUUUCUCGCACACGUCCCAAGUGAUAACGAACAGAAACAUGCAGACGUUUCCACGUCAAAGCCCCUUUAUCCCUAGCCAGUUUCAGUACGCACAGCCUGUAUUGAUGUUACAGCAGAAUCGCACGUCUAUCUAUCCCAUAUCGCAGCCAGUUCAAACGCCUUACUACUACCAACCUCUACAGCAAACCAGAGUCAUGCAACGAUGGAUCGUCCCCCAGAGCUAUUCCAGGCCUAACAUGACCCAGGGGAACUUCUUGAACCCCCAUUUCGUGCCUCAGUCCUCCAGCUUAUGGAUGGGGCCGAAUCAACAGCAAUCCGUGCCGUCGACAUCUCAAUAUUUCAUGGAUAACCGAUUGAAAACUAAACCUAAAAAAGCUACGCAACCUCAGAUGAACAUCCUGAAGAGUAAAUCCAGGAAAAAUCCGGUAGACAGCACCGCGUCCACCGAGACGACCGACAGCGAAGUCAUACCACGCAGUUUAUGCGCCAACUCGACUUCUUCGUGUAUCGAUGCACCUCCAACGAUGGUCCAACAACUGAACAAGCUGGCGUUGGCUUCGCAGCUGAAGGUGAAGAGCGACUUCGAAGAGGUGGUGAGUAAAACGGUUAACCUACUCUUCGAAGAGGACGUUCCCGUAACAUCAACAGUAUCGGAAGAACUGGAGAUACAGGCGCUCGAACAAUACUGCAACUCCAACGAUAACGUGUACCAAGAGCUGGAACGGCAGGCGGCCGAACAGUACGACGAACUGUCGGAAAACUUGAGGGGCCCCCCGACUCAUGACUUACUAUUCGGGGGGCUGAGUAGCUUUUUCCCAUGUUCGAUUGAUGUAAAUGUGUAAUAUUCCCCUAGUAUAAUCGUUUUUCGUCCAAAUUUUGUUCAGUUCAAUCGGGUAGUUAGGUUUUGUUAAGUUUGAUUUUUUUCUAAAUUGAAUACCCUCUACUAUAAGUCCUUAACGCCAAUAAAAUUUUUACAAAAACAAAACAAAGGUAAAAAAGAAUAAAAACCAUUACUUUCUCGACUUUCA
Molecule: messenger RNA, 2512 nt
Organism: Coccinella septempunctata (seven-spotted ladybird)
Lineage: Eukaryota; Metazoa; Arthropoda; Insecta; Coleoptera; Coccinellidae
Exons: 5
Coding region: 128-2326 (732 amino acids)
Source: RefSeq, a predicted model, not a curated record